AUGCCUGGUGCACACCCUAAGUCUGGUUGGAGGGCAUCGGCGGACAAUGCACGUCUUUACUUUGAGGACGAUCAAGACAACAAAAGAAUUGGAGCGUGGUGUGCAACUGAUCGAGACAACCAGUGGCUACAGAUUGACCUUGGCAAAGCCAAGAAAGUUAGAGCUAUCGCCACGCAAGGUCGUGACGUUUUCCACGAGCACGUCAAAGAAUACAAACUGGCCUUCAGUGAUGAUGGAUCUAACUUCCAGGUUUACCAAGAAAAUGGAAAGGAAAAGAACUUCAUUGGUAACUGUGAUCAUUUCACACCGGUGUUGAAUACAUUCACCCCCGUCAAAGCCAGAUACGUUAAGAUCCUUGUUGGGAAGUCCUCAUAUCCAUGCAUGAGGGUUGAACUGUAUGGUUGCAAAGUCUGA
Messenger RNA from Orbicella faveolata, 414 nucleotides. RefSeq lists its product as uncharacterized. The record is from RefSeq and is a predicted model, not a curated record. NCBI's taxonomy places the organism in Eukaryota, Metazoa, Cnidaria, Anthozoa, Scleractinia, Merulinidae.